AUGGACGAGUCGGAAUCUGACCACGACGUUGACGGCAACGAGGGUAGGAUCGAGGAAGCCAAAAGACAAAAGCGAACAAGGGCCUCCCCGUCCAACAAGCAGCCGUUGACUCAGAGAUCUAGUGCAACUUCAGUUGUAGCUGGGCGCUCGCACCCGACCAUUGCCGAUGUUCUUGCGAACAAACCCGGAAAAUCCAACAAAGUCCGGUCCAAAGGUAAAAACGGCAAACGCCUACCAUGGCUCGAUCGCCAGCACCGUGCCAUCAUCCGGAUUGUCUACCAGAGCGAUCCCGAGAAAUACACCCACUCAAAACUUGCAAGCAUCAUGGGUGUUAACUCCAAUCAAAUUUUCAAGGCCAUUCAUAAUAAUUACACAAUUCCCGACGAGGACGACGAUUAUGCAUGCCUCGGCGCUGACGGUGAAGAAUGGAAGAAAAUUUUCCCCCCAGCAACAAACUCUGAGGGAGAUCGCUCAACUCACAGAGUACCUGUUAAAUCGCGCCGCCGCAAGUCUCAGAUUGGUCACGUUUCUUAUACUAAACGGAAUGAAAUCGAGCCGGAAGCACCGGCAAGUGGAAGCGGCGUGAACAGUCUCACUGCUGCCAAAAUUCCUGCCAGCAGCGUCGCUAGAAAUCAACAAACCCGCGUUAUCGAACGGUUCAACCCAAUUCGUCAUAUUGUCCGUGAGCGACCCGUGCUCGCCGUACCGCCCCAUGAACUUGCACGCUCUGGAGCAUCCCAGAUUGUCCCGGCUUCGCAAUCAAUUUCAACAUACGAUACUUCACAUCUCAACAAUGUUGAUGACGAAGUCCGAUCCUUCCUGGCUAACAUUAUGCACUUCGAUUUAACCCACCAUAUCCCGCUCCUACAAGCACAAGGUUUCACUCAGAUGAAGUAUUUUCGAGGCAUGGCGGGUUGGAAUAAUCCAGAAUGUGUCAGCAUUGCGGUGGAAAAGUUGUUUGGUGGGGAAGGCAAAAUGACUGGUAUGGAGUUGACAUUCUUGAGUAUCGCAAUCACAAAAUUGGUGCCAUAG
Mycena indigotica is the source of this 1032-nucleotide messenger RNA. RefSeq lists its product as uncharacterized. The transcript is spliced from 3 exons. The record is from RefSeq and is a predicted model, not a curated record. The coding region runs from base 1 to 1032 and encodes 343 amino acids. Lineage: Eukaryota; Fungi; Basidiomycota; Agaricomycetes; Agaricales; Mycenaceae.